GGCCGAGUCAGAUGUGCGCGGCGCCCGUGCGGAGGGCGGCAUGGCAGCAGCGUCGAACCCGUACAUCGGCACGUCGGCAGUGUCCAGCCUGACGUCGGUGCACCUGCCGCCGAGCCAGGCCAUGCAGGUGGCGGCAUCGCAGCCGACGGCGGGCUACGGCCGCGAGCCGCCGGAGAUGAAGUACAUGCCGCCGCAGCCGCACCACCAGGGAGGACCCAACGGCCUGUCGAGCCACCACCACCACCAGUGGGUGUCGUUGCAGACGGACGCCUCCAUGUGGUCCAUGGGGCCCGGCGGCAUGGCCGACAUCAAGCCCGCUCAGGCGGCCGAGCUGGGCCACCACCACCCCUUGAGCGGGAGCCACCAUGCGCGCGCGGCCACCGCGCAGCACAUGGGCUCGUGGCACCCCGCGGUGUCGCCGCACAUGGGAGCCAUGGGCGGCAUGCACCCGCAGCACCACCAACACCACCACCACCCGUACGGCGGCAUGAACGGCAUGCUGGGCGGCGCGGCCCACCCGGCCAUGCGAGAAGUCCCUCACGCCGACCAGGUGCCCCCCCACCCGCACAUGCACGGGCAGCACGACCCGCGCGCGCUGGACCACCACCACCACCGGCACCCCAGCGAAAGCGGCGAGGAGGAGGCGCCUAGUUCGGACGAUCUGGAACAGUUCGCCAAGCAGUUCAAGCAGCGUCGCAUCAAGCUCGGCUUCACGCAAGCCGACGUCGGGCUCGCGCUCGGCACGCUGUACGGGAACGUCUUCAGCCAGACUACCAUCUGCCGGUUCGAGGCUCUGCAGCUGAGCUUCAAGAACAUGUGUAAGCUCAAGCCGUUGCUAGCCAAGUGGCUCGAGGAGGCCGAUUCGACCACAGGUUCGCCUACGUCCAUCGACAAGAUCGCCGCCCAGGGACGCAAGCGCAAGAAGCGCACCAGCAUCGAGGUGUCGGUGAAGGGCGCCCUCGAGUCGCACUUCCACAAGCAGCCCAAGCCGUCCGCCCAGGAGAUCGCCUCCCUGGCCGACAGCCUGCAGUUGGAGAAGGAAGUGGUCCGCGUCUGGUUCUGCAACCGGCGGCAGAAGGAGAAGCGGAUGACGCCGCCCAUCAACCAGCCGCAGGCUGGGGCACCCGGCGGACCCCCGACGCCGGACAUGAUGAUGUGCCACGGUGGAUCGCCCGGAGACAUGCACCACCACUCCCCGCCGGCCAUGAUGCAGUCGCCGCCGCCGCCGCCCCCCCCUCCUCCACACUCGGCGCUCCACCCGGGUCAGUCGCUGGCGGCCCACUGACCCACGCUGUACCCCUGCCUAUUCAGCUGCGACGACGCCUAGCCGUCGCCGGUCUGCAGGACAGGGGUGCGCGAGUGCGCCACACCCGCCGCGUACAAAAAAAGUGCAAUCCCUCCCCCCCCACCCACCCGCUCCUCAUCACGUGCUCCGCGGCUGCUGCUGCUGUGGUGGUGGUGGGUGCCGCCGCCGUGUUGUGUGGCCGGACGGGGUCGCCCCGCUGUUUGUACAUAACUACUACACACGCCGUGCGCGGACGAUCCUGCCGGGGCCUUCUCCCGCCACCGGACCCAAUGGCUCCAGUGUGCUGGUGGUGGGUGCGCAGUGUACGUACACGACGAUGCGUGCGCGGUCCCGUUUCUCGCCACCGUGUGAGCGAACCGCGAUCCUUCUCCGAGGGGGGCGACAACACGCUGCAGCAAGAAAACAAGGUGCCAACCAACGACUCUGCCGACGGUCGCGACGUCCUGCCGGAGCGGCCUCCGCUUCGUUUUGCAGCAAAAGUGACGCGACAGCCUGUAUACACACAACACCACGCGCACUUACUUGGACGACACCACAACACUCACGACACGCCACUUCGACUCGCGUUUUCACACGUUACACUAUGGCGCGUUUCUCCCCUCGACACCCACACUGAGACGGAGACAGGCAUGCCCAACUAGUCCAGGUAGGCAGACAUCACUUCUCUCGCUCACUUCGCCGGGUCUUUAUUUCAGUUUUUUUUUUCUUCUUUUAGCCGAGCGCGUUUUCCUGUACGAGCCUGGCAUUUCUCUUUUUUUUUUUUGUCAGAUCACUCUGCCGAUGGAUUUUUUUUGCUUUUUGAUGCACGUUCCUCCUUGGCGCGUCCAUUACUAUAUUACUUUUUGUUUUACCCUUUCACUAAGCGCUGUUGUCAUGACUCCACUGCAUUUAUGUUUUCUACCGAUUUUCUUUUUUUUUUUACCGACUGUUUUGCCCAAUGGAUGCGUCUCUUCGCAGUUGCUCGCAAGCGAUCAGUCGACAGUUACCGCGCGUAAAACGCAAGUGACCGAGUAACAAAAAAAAAAAAAUGUGCCCAUUUAUUCGUACAAAUCGAAUUCCUUUUUCAUCAUGAGAGAAAGAAUAGUGGGGCCAGGGUUGGGAAGGGAGGUAGACUCGGGGUUAAACUAACGGAUGCAUAAAUCUGAAGAAGGCAUCGAGAUGUCAUUGCAAUAGCACAGCCAACCCGUCAAAGUUCACACCCAUUUAAUAGCAUAUUGACGGACCGCCGGUGACAUCACAGCAGACCGGUAUCGCAUCCAACUUAUUCGUGCCUUUUGAAAGAAGACAGCGCGUUUGCUUAAACGCAUAUCAACAAGUGGCGUUCGCAACUGCUUAGAGCUCGCUCCAGAGGGACUCGCUAUGAGAACAGCCCGCUUCAUUUUUUCAUUGCCCGUGCCUCGCGGGUAUAGCGCCCGUGCGAACAGUCCACAUCGGUCGUCCCGCACGUGCGGGGGACGAUCGCACUGUCUUUCACAAGCGAGACGUAAUAUACCUCAAAAACCACUUCGCCUGCUGCUCCCGUCUAUCUUUAUGCAGCGCCACUCCGGUGACUUUCCUUGAACACGCAAAUGGCCGCUCGUGUGCUUUUUUGCCAACUCAGCCUGUUUUAUUAUUACUGUUUUUUGUGUGUGCCUGCUCUUCUUGUUUGUCACCUUAAUUCACGCUUUUUUUUUAAGAUAUACCAAGUGAACGAGCCGCUGGUGUGAUCACGCUCGAAUCCUUGCGUUCGUUGUCGUAUCGUGUAGUGUGCGGUCACGUUUGGUUUCUUGCUCCAUGCUUAUCACGACAUUCCAGGAGAAAUGAACGUAUACUUGUUUACGUGAUAGAAAGAGCGAGAAGUGGAAAAGUAAGAGAGAAAAUAAAACUAUUCCCCCACUCGAGCACGGCGUUGUGUUCCGUGUCUCGAUCGAGUCAUUGAAAUUUUUUUUCUUUCGCUUUUGUACAUAGAACCGCCUGAACGUGAAAGCGUGCAUGUGUGUAAGUGUGACGCGCGAUGCCAUGUGUGUGUGUGUAUGAAAAAGACAAGAAGACGAAGUGAUGGGUUAUAGUGCAUAUGUGUGUGCGUGGUGCGCCUGGAACUGUAGUGAAACGACGGUGGCGCUGUCUUUUUUUUUUUCUUUUUUUCCUCGACAUACACACGCUGACGAUGGUGUACAUAGAAACACAAGAGACUGCGAGAGAGAAAGACUGGUCUAUAUAUGUAUACUAUAUAUAUAGUUGUCUAUGACCAUCCCUGUUCUUUUCUUUUCAUUCUCGCCGCUGCGGAUGGCCAAUGGUCGCGUUUGCUGUGUGACUGAGUGUAUAUACAUCCCUUGUUCUUUCCGUCUAUAACGAACUCACUCAGCCUCUCUACCUCUCUGCCCCCUCUCCCCCCACCCCCCCCCCCCCCCCCCCCC
Dermacentor albipictus is the source of this 3702-nucleotide messenger RNA. It is a transcript of the gene vvl, whose product is annotated as ventral veins lacking. Gene Ontology annotation, cellular component: nucleus. Gene Ontology annotation, molecular function: DNA-binding transcription factor activity, RNA polymerase II-specific; RNA polymerase II cis-regulatory region sequence-specific DNA binding. Gene Ontology annotation, biological process: regulation of transcription by RNA polymerase II; brain development. The record is from RefSeq and is a predicted model, not a curated record. NCBI's taxonomy places the organism in Eukaryota, Metazoa, Arthropoda, Arachnida, Ixodida, Ixodidae.